AUGGAGGAGCCAGCGGUAGCCAAUGGCACGCACACGCCUCAGACACCGCCGCCCAAUCCGCGGCAUACUCAGCUCGCCUUGACGGAGUAUGCCAUCAAUCCAUCGCCGCCAUGUGGAACGCCGCGAGAGAAGAUUGAGAAUGCCGGCGUUCCGGAGGGAUACAUAUUACCCACCGGCUACCCUGACUAUCUCCGACUUAUCUUGACCGCCAAAGUAUACGACAUUGUCGAGACCACGCCCCUAACACAUGCCAUAAAUCUCAGUAAUCGCCUCGAUGCCAACGUCCUGCUCAAGCGAGAGGAUCUUCAGCCCGUCUUCUCUUUCAAAUUGAGAGGCGCCUACAAUAAAAUGGCCCACCUCGACAAGGACGAGAGAUGGAAGGGCGUCAUUGCUUGUUCCGCUGGCAACCACGCGCAAGGCGUAGCAAUGUCGGCGCGCAAACUGAAAAUCCCCGCCACCAUCACCAUGCCCACCGGCACUCCGGCCAUCAAACACCAGAACGUCUCUCGUCUCGGCGCUAACGUCGUCCUGCAUGGCGACGACUUCGAUGCGGCAAAGUCCGAAUGCACACGAUUACAAAAGCUCCACGGCCUCACCAACAUCCCUCCCUUCGACGAUCCGUACGUUAUUGCUGGGCAAGGCACGAUCGGGGCAGAGAUUCUGCGCCAGGCCGACAUUUCCAAACUCGAAGCCAUUUUCUGUUGCGUUGGUGGCGGUGGCUUGAUUGCAGGUGUUGGCGUCUACGUCAAACGCAUCGCGCCUCACGUCAAGAUCAUCGGCGUCGAGACCUACGACGCCAACGCACUCGUGCAAUCGCUCAAAGUCGGCCACCGCGUCACGCUCAAGGAAGUCGGCCUCUUCGCCGACGGCGCUGCCGUCAAAACCGUAGGCGAAGAGACCUUCCGCCUGUGCUCCGAAGUCGUCGACGACGUCAUCCAAGUCGACACCGACGACAUUUGCGCGGCAAUCAAAGACGUCUUCGAAGACACGCGCUCCAUCCUCGAACCCGCCGGCGCGCUCUCCCUCGCAGGCCUAAAGAAAUACAUAGCCACCAACCCCUCCACCGACCCCUUCGCCCUCACAAACCGCCAACUCGUCGCCGUCGCCUCCGGCGCAAACAUGAACUUCGACCGCCUGCGCUUCGUCGCGGAACGCGCCGCCAUCGGCGAGAAGAAAGAAGCCCUCCUCUCCGUCACCCUGCCCGAGCAACCGGGCACCUUCGCCAAGCUCGUCGAAGCCGUGCACCCCAUGGCCGUGACGGAGUUCUGCUACCGCUUCGCGCACGCGCGCCAGGCAAACGCGCUGAUCGGCAUCAACGUCAACCCGUCGACGCGCGCGCGCGACCUCGCGGACCUCUCAGCCCGCUUGGCGGAGGAGGACAUGCUCGCGACGGACUUGUCCGCGAACGAGCUGGCGAAGUCGCACAUUCGGUACCUCGUUGGCGGGCGCAGCAAUGCGGAGAAUGAGCGGUUGUUUGCGUUUGAGUUCCCCGAGCGGCAGGGCGCGCUGCAUCGCUUCCUGACUACGCUGCAGCCGGGCUUCAACAUCAGCUUGUUCCAUUACCGCAACUACGGCGGGGACGUGGGCAAGGUGUUGGCGGGGAUCCAGUGUCCUGCCGGGCGGGAAGGGGAGCUGGAGAAGUUCCUGAAGGAUGUGGGGUAUGGGUACAAGGAGGAGACGGACAACGAGACGUACCAGAUGUUCAUGCGGGAGUAG
This is a messenger RNA of Neohortaea acidophila, 1716 nucleotides long. Its product is annotated as tryptophan synthase beta subunit-like PLP-dependent enzyme. NCBI's taxonomy places the organism in Eukaryota, Fungi, Ascomycota, Dothideomycetes, Mycosphaerellales, Teratosphaeriaceae. Gene Ontology annotation, biological process: L-threonine catabolic process. Gene Ontology annotation, molecular function: pyridoxal phosphate binding; threonine deaminase activity. The transcript has 3 exons. The coding region runs from base 1 to 1716 and encodes 571 amino acids. The record is from RefSeq and is a predicted model, not a curated record.